UCUGAAAUGUAAUGUAACGGCUAUUAUUCGAAUUCUCAUUUCAUCAAUAUAGCCAAAGUUUCUCAGUUACUCUGUCUGCGUAAAUCCAUCGUUCUCUUCAUUCUCAAAUCUCAAAAUCCAACACAUAAUCAUUUUCGUGUUCUUCAAUCUUUCGUUUAUUUCAGAAGCAAUCAAAAUUGUCAGUCAUGGAUGAAUUUGCGUGCAAUUCUCCGUCAACGAAUCACUCCCCCGAUUCCGAUUCUCCUCCUCUUCCUCGUUCUCCUACCUCCUCCGUCAGAUCCAAGAUCGGAAAGAAUAAAUUGGCAAAGGAAUUAGGUCAAUCUACAUCAAGUGGUUUGAAAAAGAUAUCGUCACAAAUCAGGAAACCUCCACGCCGCAAAACUUCUCCGAUUAACUGGUUUCCACGCAAAAAAGUGGAUUCCUUCUUGGAGAGGAAAAUUAAGAUGCUUCAGGAAGUAGAUGGAGUGAAUUUGACACUUGAUCAGACUCUUGGUAAUUCUAACCCGCAUUAUUCAAGAGUAUUGAGGGAGAAAAUGGCAGCUAGAGAAGCAGCACACAAGGCAAUGGAGGCUCGAAGAGCUGCUUUGGUGGAGGCAUCUUGGUGCCGAAUUUUACGUGCCGCGAGGAUUCCUAGUGAUGAAGCAGAAGCUCAACUAUUAAAGGCAGAGAAAAGUGCAACUGAAGCUUUCGAGGCAGCUGAGGCUAUGGGUGUUAUUAUGUUUGACUUGCCUGAUUGUCCAAAGAAGCAUUGUCAAAUAGAGACACCCUCUAUUAAUGGAGAAGGAUCAUCUACGCAUACAUUUACUGCAUCUUUUGAAACUGCCUUUGAUGUAGACAAAGAAGUCGCUGCUGCAGUCAAAACUGCGUUUACCAAGCUUGCAACACGCCCUUCAUUUAGUAAAGAUGAAUUCAAAGAACUGCUGAAAAAAAUUAGUGAACACCCUGAUACAGAUGAAAAUCAUCAGGACUUAACUGAGCUCUCCUCAGAGAAUGAAUCUGAGUCUGAGUUAGAUCCAGUGUCCCAGACAAGUGAACUUAAGUCCGAAGACUUGGCUUCCAAAAUAUCAUUUCCAGGGAUUAUUGAGAGGAAAAGUAGGAAGAGACAGUCUCUUGAAAAUAGAAUAAAACUUGUGGAUAUGAUGAUUGAGCGGUUAAAAUGCUUGCAAGAAGAUGAACUUUCUUCUCUGGCAACUAUAGUUGCAACUUAUGGUUUAAAUGCUGCCCUGGCUGAAGUGCAAAAUACCAAGCAGCUUAAUCCAGCAAUUAAUUUUCCAUCAAGAAGAAUGUCGUCAUUGGGAUUGCGAAAGUCAGCCUUGGAUGGAACAUCAAGAAAGGAAGGUGAGUUCGAAUUACCAAGCCUAGAUAAAUUUUUAGUUAAGCAUAUGACAAGACUUGAAAGAGAGGUUUGUGAAGCCAAGAAAAACCAUACGAAUGAAACAAAAUUAGGUAAGGGUAGCUCUUGUAAAUCUGUUGAUGGAACUCCAUCGGAGUGCAUACCUGAUUUGGGAAGUAUUCUGGUGAAGAAGAAUUAUUCAAAAUUAGAGAAAGAGAUCAAUGAAGCAAAGAUUAAGUCAGCAAAGGAAAUGCUAGGAGCAUCAAGUGGCAUGCCUAGAGGCCAAAAAGAUCACACAGAAGUACCAGGCUUAGACAAGGUCUUAGUGAAACAUGUCUCAAGGCUUGAAAAGGAAGUUAAUGAAGCCAGAAAGAGAACAGCCAAUGAGAACAAAAGUUUGAAAUCGACCUUUUCUUCUGGUGAAGCAUUAGACACAAAAGAAAAUAUAAAUUUGAAUAUGAUAGAGGAAAACAAAGAUGGGUUGGAGAAGAUUUUGGUAAAGCCAGUACACAGAUUGGAAAGAGAGAAGUUGCAGGUUUUAUCACAGGGAAGCCGGGUUGAAAACUACAGACAAAGAAAGAGUCAUGGUGCAACUAAUGUGGCAGAUUGUGAGAGUUUGGAUAAAGUUUUGGUAAAGCCAGUACACAGAUUGGAAAGAGAGAAGUUGCAGGUUUUAUCACAGGGAAGCCGGGUUGAAAACUACAGACAAAGAAAGAGUCAUGGUGCAACUAAUGUGGCAGAUUGUGAGAGUUUGGAUAAAGUUUUGGUUAAGCGCGUAUCUAGACUGGAGAAGGAGAAAAUCAAUAUCGGGGAUGAAUGGGGCGAAGUUAAGAAAAGUUUCCGAAACGACCGUUUGCAGACAAAUGAAGAAGGUGGUGGUCUGGACCAAGUUUUGGUUAAACAUAAACCCAGACUUGAGAGGGAAAAGAUGGCUGCUGCUGCUCAACAGCAAGAUAAUCCAAUUAGUUUUUCUGUGGCUCGACGCAAGGCUAGGGAGAGAGAGUUGGAAGAAGCCUGGGGAGGACUGAGCUUAGGAAACUCCAUGAAGCCUAGUGUCUCCAAGCUUGAACAAGACAAGGCUGCAUGGAUUAAAGCUGAAGCUGAGGAAAGGAUGCAAGCAACGGAAGCAAUAUGAUAAGUUGAUAACAACAAGUACAUUGAUUAUCUCAUCUUUGUUGAUAACAAGAAAUUUGGUUCCAUUGAAUAUGUAAAUGUUGUUUUUUUUUUUUGAACAAAACAAAAUGGAAUUAUAUUAACACAACAACAACAUUUUCCAAGCACAAGGUGUGCCUAGGAAACUACUACAAGAUACAAAGUGUUACAGAGUCCAAAAUGUUACAAAUAUCAGCUUAAUAUUUGUUCUCAAUUAGAACAGAAAAUAAAAAAAAUUUGUUGCAUAUUGGUUGACACAUUAUACUAGCCCCUCUCAAACUUGGUUUUCGUUUGUUUGAUAUACCCUUUAUGUGAUUUUUUUUCCUUUAUAAUGAAAACUAUAUUCGACCA
This is a messenger RNA of Medicago truncatula (barrel medic), 2836 nucleotides long. RefSeq lists its product as uncharacterized. NCBI's taxonomy places the organism in Eukaryota, Viridiplantae, Streptophyta, Magnoliopsida, Fabales, Fabaceae. The coding region runs from base 186 to 2468 and encodes 760 amino acids. The record is from RefSeq and is a predicted model, not a curated record. The transcript has 5 exons.